AUGAAGCAUAAGGUUUCAUAAAUGAUUGAUAUAUACAAAGAAAUUGUUUACAACUUAAAUUUGGAACCUCAAAAUGAAAUUAAUAUGUAAAUUAUAAUUAGGUUCAUACUAUUAGAUAAUAGCUUAUAAAUGAGGAAAAUUAUUGCACUAUUUUUUAAAUUCUUUUUCCAUCCUUAGAAGAUGAAAUAGAGAAUAUUAAAAAUGAAACAAUUUCAUCAGGAAAAAAAAUAUAAGCGCUUAUUGAGUUUUUAGUAUAAAUAUAAAUAUUACUCAUAGUCGAAUUAAGUUUUGAAUUGUAAUUUAGCACAUAUACGCGGUUCAUAAAUAGUUAAAGGAGACUUAUAGCAUUUAUCAAAUUUUUUAUAAAUAUUGCAUGAGUUAUCAAAACUUUUUAAGGAUAGAGCAUUAAAUUCCGUUAAAAUUCUACACCCUCUGAGUAAAAUUCAUAAAAAUUAACUUAGAUGUUUAGAGUAUUUCUAUAAUUCUCAAGAUGAAAAAUAAACCUAUUAAGAAGAAGAUAAUGAUCACUUAUAAAAGUCGAGUAUCUAAUCAAAUUAAUUUUAAAUUAAUAAAAAUGCAAAAUAACGAAAUAAUCAAUCAUGUGAGCAAUAAUCUAAAAAAAAAGAUGAUAGAAAGUCAUCUUAAUUGAAAAACUAAUAAGGAAGUAAUCAAUAAAGAUAAAAAAGACCUAUUAGAUCUCAUUCAUUAAAAAAGCCAACAGAUUAAGACCCAAAGUUUCAAAAAAAAUUACCUUACGAACCAAGGUCUUAACCAAAAAAAUAAUAGUCAUUUACAAAAUAAAAAGAAAAAUACUCAGAAAAUACAAAGUCUUCAUAAGAUUCAUAAUAUUCUUUGGAUUUUGAAACUUAAAAUAAAGAUGAAGUAGAUUAUGAAUUUUUAUAAUAAUUUGAUGAAAAAGAUAUCAAGCAAUUGGAUGAUAAUGAUCCGAUUAAAAUAAAAUAUGUUCUAGAAAAAUAAAAAGAGGAGAUCUUAAAAGUUCUAUAAGAAAAAAUAUUACAUGAAGAAAAUCAUUAAAAUUUCCCUGCUUCUGAUGAAUAAAUAGACAUUUAAAUGAAAAAUAUUAAAGAAUCUUUUAAAAAAAUGAAACCAAAACCUUCUACUGAGAAUAUGGAAAAUAUCAAUGAACAAAAAAAUUAAUAUAGGAAUUUCUUAAAAGAUUAAUUGAAAAAUUUUCAAUAAAUUAAAUAAAUUCAAAAUGUAUAAAAAUAAGAUGUUAACUCAAGAACAAGUACUAAAAUAAAAUAGAAUGAUUUAAUUAAAGAUUAGUUUGAGAAUGUUCAUUUGUUUAUGCAACAUAAAUUAAGAGAUGAAAAAUUGAAUUAUCUAAAAAAAAUUCACCGAAUAGUUUUUGAGUUAGAGAAAAGAUAAAUAAUUGAUGAAAAAUAUGAUCACAGGUAAGCCAGAAGGCAGUAAAAUAUUCUAACAAGGAAUAUCUUAGAUUCAGUUGAAAGUUCUUAUGAUGAUUAAAUAGUAUUUUUAAAACAAAAAAUAUAAAAACAAAGAAACGAUCGAUUAUAUGAGGGCAUAUCUGAAAAAUCAAUAUUAUCUAAACUAGAGAAGGAACUUAAAGAAGAGAAAAUUAAAGACAGGUAAAAUUAAAAAGAAGUUUGGAAAUAUGAAAAAGAGAAAUUUGAAUAAUUGAUGAAAGAUGAUGGAGAAUUAGAAAAAAAAAUACUUCAAAUCUAUAAAAGAUAUUGA
This is a messenger RNA of Paramecium tetraurelia, 1719 nucleotides long. RefSeq lists its product as uncharacterized. The record is from RefSeq and is a predicted model, not a curated record. The transcript has 4 exons. NCBI's taxonomy places the organism in Eukaryota, Ciliophora, Oligohymenophorea, Peniculida, Parameciidae.